Messenger RNA from Lytechinus pictus (painted urchin), 4849 nucleotides. RefSeq lists its product as uncharacterized. NCBI's taxonomy places the organism in Eukaryota, Metazoa, Echinodermata, Echinoidea, Temnopleuroida, Toxopneustidae. Gene Ontology annotation, biological process: intracellular signal transduction; cGMP biosynthetic process; receptor guanylyl cyclase signaling pathway. Bases 325 to 2415 code for a protein of 696 amino acids. Gene Ontology annotation, cellular component: plasma membrane. Gene Ontology annotation, molecular function: adenylate cyclase activity; guanylate cyclase activity; peptide receptor activity. The transcript is spliced from 12 exons. The record is from RefSeq and is a predicted model, not a curated record.
UCAGAUAAUUACUGCUAUGCUUUUCUUGAAAGACAUCUGGCGCCAUUUUGUGCGGAAUGAGUGGUAUAAUUCGUGCAAUCGAGACAGACGUUCCGUAUUUUUUCCCCAAUUGCCGUUAUAUCUUUUAAAUGAUGGGAUAAAUUUCAAUGGUUUUGUUCGUCUUUGCUGUGAUAAUUAUUAGGAGAAGGAUCCGUAAAUUUGAUUUGCCAGUCUCUUUGCUAGUUACGAAAAAAUAUCGAGGGGCAAGUUUGACAUCACAAUAUACAACCGUUAUUCGUUUAUUGGCCUCCGACAUCAUACUUAAAAGGAAGCAAUUAUCCAGUAAUGCCUGACCGGGGUGUCUUAUCAGCAGCAGAGAGCAUAGAUCGUGGACCUCUUGUCACACAAACCCACACCAUUCCCAUCGGCCGAGAUGUGACACCGGGUGGGCGAUACAAUCUCGGCGGGCAUCGCCUCUCCUUCGGCUCCCUUUCGCAGGUUUCCGACACCAUUCGGGACUUGCUUCUGCAUCCGAAUGAGAUCGCGAAGUGCCGAGAGAACCCUCUGACGCGCCAAGGAAAGCGCAUCCAGCUUGCGAAGAUGUUGAUUUUGAUAUCGAUACCGGUAUUCUCGCUCGCGAUACUAGCUGUUAUGGAUCUUCAUCGGAUAGCUCACGAUAAUAUCGUAAAUGUAGAAGUCCGCAACGUCAUCAGAUUCAGUCGAGAUAUCGGAGUACUGCUCAGUUGUCUGCAAAAAGAACGUGAUAUGAGCGCGCUCUACGUCAGUCAGAUUGGUCCGGAGAACAAGGCCUUUCUUUCGGAACCUUAUGAAGCAACCGAUAACGCACUGCAUGAAAUACAGGACUGGCCUGCAGAGACCUCCAUCAUCAAUGAACUGCCCUUCUUUAGACACAAAAGUGACUUCCGGGCUCAUCUCGCGAACCAUCGUCAUCGUCUGCAUCGCUCGAACACGACAGCCUACCUGGAGAUUCAUUUCUACACCGACCCUCUCCGCAUCAUCAUUGAUUGGCUUUAUGACAGCGUCGGCAACUCGAAGGGACAUGGACUCUGGCGAACGUUGGUGGCGUACCAGCUACUCAUCGUCAGCAAUGUGGAUACGGGUAUUGAGCGCACACUCGGCUCGCUGUUCUUUUUGCAAGGUGGUUUUCACCGACACGAAGAUUAUGUUUGGUAUCUCGAAAAGUUCACAGUCGGGACUUGGAACUUUGAGGCAGCUAAACGGUACUCUCCCCUCAUCACUAGUCUCUAUCAUGAACUCAUUGGAAAUCAGAUCAACUUCACUUACGUCAUUGAGAUCAUGCGGCAGGAGAUAUUAGACGGCGAGAUCAGGAGUCGCGAUUCGAACUUCGACGACGCCACCCUCUGGUUUGAGAAGAUGACUGUCUACAUCGACAUCCUUGAGAACUUACAGAAGAACAUGGCCGAGAAGAUCUUAGAGCGCCUUGGAGCUGACAUGGAGAAUGAUACAAAGGCCAUAGCUAUCAGUAUCUUCCUCGUCAUCCUCGUGGUCAUCAUGUGUCCACUCAUCCUUCGAGCGUUCUGGACGUUGACCACGACCAUUCAGAAUUGUGCGCUGUCACUGGCUUCUCAGACAAAGGCUUUAAACACGGAAAAGAAGAGAGCUAAUUGGUUGCUUUGUUCGAUGUUGCCCGAGACAGUAGCCAAUCAGCUGAUGCAUGGUUACAACGUCCAAGCCGAGUGGUACGACAGUGCUACGGUGUUUUUCGCUGAUAUCUUCGAGUUCAGUCAACUGUGCGCCGAGAGUACCCCGAUGCAGGUUGUUGAGAUGUUAAACGGGCUGUACUUGGUGUUUGAUUCUCGCAUCGAGCAUUACGAUGUAUACAAGGUUGAAACGAUCAAUGAGACCUACAUGUUGGCUUCCGGUCUACCGGAAAGGAAGGGUGACCAGCACGCCGGAGAGGUGGCUACCAUCGCCUUGGAUCUUCAGUACCACGUUAGCUUUCUUGAGGUUCCUCACAAGAGAAAUAAGAAACUCAAGAUCAGAGUUGGAAUCCACUCUGGUCCAGUGGUAGCAGCAGUGGUGGGACUAAAAAUGCCUCGUUAUUGCCUCUUUGGAGAUACGGUUAACAUUGCCUCAAGGAUGCAGACAACUGGCGUCCCUGGGCGUGUCCAGAUAAGCUACGAGACUUUUGUCGCUCUCAACGAACUAGGAGGAUACAGAGUCGUGAAGCGUGGGGAAAUCGAGAUCAAGGGUAAAGGGUUGUUGACAACCUACUGGUUGAAUGGAAAGGAUAAUUUCGAGCAUUCCAUGGUAUCCCUGAUCGAACCAUCCAGUCAGCUUGGUGAUAUCUCUCUACACGAGCACAAAUACGAACACAUGUAUCAGCAGAAAUAUACCGGUCGAAUCCAGAUCAGACGGGUUCGAGUCGAGAGUAUGAACGCUGGUUCGUUCUAAUAAGCGGUCAACUCCACUUUGAUCCGCUCGGAACCAGUGAUCCUGGUACAAGUAUACUUAAGAUGUAGUAAGGAAUAUAUUAGCGAUCCCUAAUGCAUGCUAAUUUGAAACAUGAUAUGGAAUCGUAUCAAAAGAAUUACACUGUAUCAUUAAGGCACUUUAUCGGUCCAAGUAAGUAGAUCUACUCACUAUAUUGAUAUUUGAUGUCAACGACCUGAACCAUGUUUUUUUUUUAUAUAAUUGAACAUUUUUAAAGGUCGUGUUUUCACAUUCUAUGACCCUUUCUGAUGUGUUUUCAACAAGAAGGGGGAUGAAAAUAUUGAAAUAUAUGCGAACCUAUCGUCAAAUAUGACUAUUCAUUACAAUAUAUCGACGUUUCCAUAUAUUUCGUUCUUGUCCUUUGUGCAAAGAGAGUCCUUUAUAGAUAUUACUUGUAAACUUUGAUUUAACUUAGAUCACGUGACAGCAGUGUUCGUGGACUACGUGGCCCUCUUCCAUUACCAUGGUUACAAGGGUCUCUUUUCUGCAUGAGAGGAAAAUUAUUUAAGAAAUUCUGUAUUCUGCACGGAGAUCAUUAUUACAUCAUUUUUUUGUUCGAUAUGUCUGUAUAAAAUUGUUGACGAGGUGAUGAAGACAUUCGACGUUUUCUAGAAUCUGUUCAAGUAUAUAGUACAUUUUCUAAUGAUAUGUGGGAUGAUAUCGUAAAUGAAUAGUGAUAAAAAUCGUUUUACGUAUGUAAUCUAAGGGAUAUUCUGGCAUUAGAUCAUACUGUACAGCUGUGGCUACUUGUAGAUAUGCACCACCAUAUAGGUAGACUGUCAUUCUUGAUAUGUUUCUGUGCAUUUUGUGGCAAAAUUAUUCAUUGUCUCGUCACAAAUCUUUUCAAUCAAUGCAAAUAAGUGUUUUUCCUCUCAGUUAAUGUCAUGUUAUUCCAAUAACAUCGCAAGAAUGAUUGUAGCACUACUAGAACAGUAUUUGAAUUGAAUGAUUCUAAGCACUGUUUGAAGACAUUGAAUUUUGUGAGACAUUUCCUAUUUUUAAGCAAGCGCCAUGAGCGCCAAACAGAGGCGCAUACCGGUGCUAUAUAAGAACCCUUCAUCAUCAUCAUUAUCAUCAGUUCAUCAUCAUCAUCAACAUCAUCAUCAUCAUGUUAUACGCCUAAUGAUUUGGUUAUACAUUUUUUUUUCUUCAAGCAUCUGUUUAAAGAUGCGUUUAUUUUGUAAAAUAUUGUUUUAUUUCAAAUGAGUAAUUCCGUCAUUUCCCUUCAUGGUGUAGCUAUUUUCUUAGUUUUCCUUUUUCUGCAAUGCACAGAGAAUACAUGUAUAAGUUUUAUUAUUAUAAAUUAUAUAAAAGUGGUAUUAAUGCUUGUUUGGUGAUACAUACUGUGUUUAUUUCUCACCUGAAUGCUUUGUGGUGUUUAUGCUAAAUUAUUCAGACAUUUUAUCUAAAUGUAAAUCGGUUGAUAUAUCUGCAUAAUUAAGCGUAGUUUGUUUUUACAAUUCACACAGUAAACCAAUGAUGCAUGUAAUGUAUAUUUUCUUAAACUGGUCUAUAAGUAGAAAUCAAUAUAAAGGGUAAUCGCGAGCUCUCAACGAAGAUGCAUUCCAUCGCGAUCAAUUAAUCAUUAUCAGCAUGAUCAGUGUCUUGUUUAAAAAGAAAUAGUGUUAUAUCUUGUUAACCACAUGCGUUGUUUUAAUUGUAUUCAAUAAUUUCUGGACAUUCCUCUUUGUUACUGGAAAUGAGACUUUCAUGGCUAAGCGAUAGCAAUCUCACAUUAAAGAUUUUUUACACCGCGGCGGAGAACGAUACUCAAGAACAAAUUGUAUUGAAAAUCCCCGUCAAAUAACAAUGAACAGCUGGGAGGUCUUUGUCGAAAAUUGGUGAAUAGGAACAGCAGUUUCGUCCUUGAGAUUUCGGAGCUGGCGAAAAACUGAAAAUAUAUCGUUUGCCCAGAAUUCAGGACGAAACUACUGUUUUAAUUCAUUAAUUUUCGACAACUUCUUGGUUGCUCAAUAUUAUGAUCACCAUCGAAUGCCAAUUGACAUACAUUAAAGCGUUCUGCGCCGGGGUUCUACGUCGCGGCACGAGAGUAGUCUGCUGGGCAAACCCUUCACUCGAGUUAAGGGUCUGAAUGUGCAGCCUACUCAUGCCUUGUGUACUGAAGGCUCUCUCGCUCAGCAAGUUUUGUAUGUGCUAGUCUUUGCGUGGAGGCACACUUGUUGAUCAAAGUUCCAAUGAGGGUCUGUGCCUGCAGACUAGCACGAGAGCUCCCUAUUAGUGAAUAGUACGUCACGGCGUGUAUAAUCUGCAGUAUCAAAUUAAUGAUGCGUGUUUAUGCAGAAAAUUUUAUAAUGAUGGUAUCAUAUCUAUAUUUACACAGCAGUAUAAACAAUCGAAACACUAUAAGAAUAAAUUUAUGCACUGUGAAUUGAAA